CUGCCCCUUUAAUUCAGGCCCCACCUGCUCUGGUCAGACAGGUUUGGAGACACAGGUAAAAGGAGUCAGACUGAGACUGAGAGAAACACUUGCCGAGCCAGCAGAGACCUGGGCAGCUCCUUCCCGGAUACUGGGAACCCUCACCUCUCUCCAGAUGAAAAAGAUGACAUGAGCUUGUGGAGCCCCCAGCAUGACAGAACCCGAGACGCUGGCCCUAUUGGAAGUGAAGGGGCCUGAAGCCCCAGAGAAGAGCCCGCCCCAGACUCUGAUCCCCAAUGGCGAGCAGCCAGAAGGGGGAAGUGAGGCUGAGUCCCCCGGAGCUGAGUCCCUCAGAGUGGGGUCAUCAGUUGGGUCUCCCACAGCCAGAGAGGGGACCGAGGAUGGGCUGGAGAGCACAGUAAGUGAGGCUGCCACUCUGCCCUGGGGGAGUGACCCUCAGCCUAGCGCCCCACUCUGUGACCCCCCGGGCUGGCGGGACAUUGAGCCGGACCCUCUGGAGCCACUCACCAAGGCAGAGGAGCUACCUGGAGAUGACAGCAAUGUGCUGCCUGAGAAGGUGGCCCGCGCCUUUGUGCCCAUUGACCUGCAGUGCAUCGAGCGGAAGCCCCAGGAGGACCUCAUUGUGUGCUUUGAGGCGGGUGAGGGCAAGCGCCGGACCUUCGUGCCCCCCCGGGCCACCCAUCCUGAGCCCCCCGAGUGCAAGUGGGCUGAGGCAGUCGUGAGGCCACCUGGCCAGUCCUUUGGGGGCUGCAGGAGCUGCAGAGGCCGCGAGGGGCUGAGAGCCAUGGCCUCAGUGGGAGCUGCUCUGCUCCUCUUCCCCUGCCUGCUCUACGGGGCAUAUGCCUUCUUGCCUUUUGACGCCCCGCGGCUGCCCACCAUGAGCUCCCGCCUGGUCUACACACUGCGCUGCGGGGUCUUCGCUACCUUCCCCAUCGUGCUGGGACUCCUGGUGCAAGGCCUGAGCCUGCUGUGCUUUUCUGCCCUGCGGCCCUUUGGAGAGCCAAGGCGGGAGGUGGAGAUCCACCGACAGUACGUGGCCCAGUCUGUACAGCUCUUUAUCCUCUACUUCUUCAACCUGGCUGUGCUUUCUACCUACCUGCCCCAGGACACCCUCAAGCUGCUCCCUCUGCUCACCGGGCUGUUCGCCAUCUCCAGGCUGAUAUACUGGCUGUCCUUCGCCGUGGGCCGCUCCUUCCGAGGCUUCGGCUACGGCCUGACGUUCCUGCCGCUGCUGGCCAUGCUGGUGUGGAAUCUCUACUACAUGUUCAUGGUGGAGCCAGAGCGCAUGCUCACGGCCUCGGAGAGCCGCCUGGACUAUCCGGACCAUGCCCGCGCUGCCUCUGACUACUGGCCUCGUCCCUGGGGCUGAGUAGCUCCGAGACACACCUUUCCGUACCCAGCUACAGGCCCAGGCUAGACCGACCAGACGGGUGAGAGGAAGCUUGCUGCCCCAUGGGAAGAGACGGGGUCCACCCUGGCUUUCCUGAGUCACCGCUUCCCUUUGCUUUGGGAGGGGCUUUUUUUUUUUUUUUGACACAGGGUCUCACUCUGUAGCCCAGGCUGGCCUUGAACUCGGGCAAUCCUGCUGCCUCAGCCUCCUGAGUGCUGAGAUCACAGGUGUGCGCCACCAAGCCUGGUAAGGGACUUUUCUUGCAGGGAAAGAUGUGGAUGUCCCUUAAGGAUACUGAGGACAAGGGGCCAAGACCAGGAGGAGAAGCAUGGCUCCUUCCUGAGCCGCCUUGCAAACUGCCGAUAGGCCCCCAAUUUUGGACUCUGGCCCCUCCCCAGCUUCCCGUGAGGCCCAACUCUGUCCUGUUCUAUGCCAGUGGUGCAGACAGAACUCAAGGCCACUGGAAACACUGCAGAUGUUUAGUGAGGACCCUCCUGGGGCCCUGUCACCUCCCCAGAGCUGCCACCUCCUCCCAUCCGAGCUGUGCAAGGCCCUGGGACUUCCCGCCUCCAGACCUCCCGGAAGUCACGCCUUCCACAGGGAGAGAAUAGCGGACAGGGCGUAGGGCGUCGGGCGUCCUGCCGCCUCCGCAGGCAGUGCGCAUGCGUCUGACCAUCUCGUCCGCGCAGCGCCCGGGGUGCUGAAGUGCAUGGCUGAGGUUAGCCUGUUGAGUGGGUGUGUAACAAUAAAUCAGCGCCACGGUC
Heterocephalus glaber (naked mole-rat) is the source of this 2154-nucleotide messenger RNA. It is a transcript of the gene Tmem79, whose product is annotated as transmembrane protein 79. NCBI's taxonomy places the organism in Eukaryota, Metazoa, Chordata, Mammalia, Rodentia, Bathyergidae. The record is from RefSeq and is a predicted model, not a curated record. Gene Ontology annotation, cellular component: trans-Golgi network membrane; lysosomal membrane. Gene Ontology annotation, biological process: regulated exocytosis.